Molecule: messenger RNA, 819 nt
Organism: Rhizophagus irregularis DAOM 181602=DAOM 197198
Lineage: Eukaryota; Fungi; Glomeromycota; Glomeromycetes; Glomerales; Glomeraceae
Source: RefSeq, a predicted model, not a curated record
AUGACUCCUCACAUUGCCACUCUACCUCAAUGCGUAUCUUUUCAAUACAUGGCAGCCAUCGGUAAUGUUAGCAUAAGGUUGGCAUUAACAGCUUUCUUAUUAUGGCAUUUAAAACAAAUACAUAAUAAAAAUACAGACAAAUGGAUUGGUAUUAUAUUAUUUGUGAUCAGAACCUGCUUAGCAGUCCCUCAACUCGGUUUACAAAGACCAGAACUUCAAACUAUUUCCGAGAUUAAUUUAAUAGUUUGUGACCUCAAUAUUAUCACUUUACGAUAUUAUUCGAUUACUGAGAUAUUAGUUGAAAUUUUCAUUGAUAUAUAUGUGACCGUCCGUUUAAUUCUUAUAUUAAAAGAGGCUAAUAAAAAUGUUGCAAGUUUAUCUACAAAUAUGGGACGCCCAAAAAGGUCUAUAUUCACUGCCGUUAUAUACUGGAAUUUCUUACGCUUAUUCGUGAUUUUUAUCUUUCAUGCAUUUGGUUUUGUAGAUCUUUAUAUUUUGAGCCAAAGCUUAAGUCCCGUAACAUUUGCAGCAAAGUGUUUAAUAAAUAUAUUCUUAUCUUACGUGAUUACCGCUGAUGCUGAAAUUGUGCGAGUCAUUGAGGGCAAAUCUAAUCAAGGAAAUAAUAAAAGAAAUCAAGAGAAGCCAACAAAAAUCAAAACAAAUUCCUUAUUAACGAUAGAUACAAUCGAUUCACCAUCUCAAUUUCUUCAACAACAUGAGAAAAGAUCAUCAUUCUCUGACAAUGAUGAAAUAAUUGAAGAACCUCUAAGUCAAAACAAUUGGGAUUUCAAUAAUGAAAAAAUAGUUGAAGAAUCUUAA